AUGAACACCUCCCGGGUUGCCGUCGUCACUGGCGGCGCCAGCGGCAUCGGCCGGGCCAUGGCACGCUACUUUGUCGACCAGCAGUACGGGCACGUGGCCGUGCUGGAUGUCAACAAGACGAGUGGCGGCGAAGCCGUUGCCAAGCUGAAGACGGCCAGUUCUGGCUCGACGCAGGUGUCGUUUGUCGAAUGCGACGUUGCCUCGUGGGUCAGCCAGGCGGCGGCGUUCCGGCACGUGUACGACGCGUGUGGCGGCCGCAUCGACGUGGUCAUGGCCAACGCGGGCAUCUCGGAGAACGGCGAGUCGCCGUUGGUGGCAGAAGCCAUGAAGGACGAGCCGGGCGAGCCCUCGGAACCAUCGAUGCGAACGUUGAAUGUGAAUCUGGUCGGCACCAUUUUUACCAUCAAACUCGCGACACAUUACAUGAAGAAAAACGUACCUACCGUCUACGGCCUGCGCGCGGCCGCCUCCCGCGGGCGCAUUAUCUGCACGGCAUCGAAUGCCGGUCUGUACCCGUUCCCCGUUGCCCCCAUCUAUGCCGCCAGCAAGAACGGCGUCAUUGGCCUUGUGCGCUCCUUGGCACAGCCGCUCGAACGGGCGGCCAUUGAGAUCUUUGGGCUGGCACCCGCCGUGCUCGAGACGAACAUUGCGCCGAGCAAGGACCUCUUCAAGGCGAUGAAGAUGACGCCGAUGACGACCCUGACCAAGGGCGUGAACGAGAUUUUGACAGGGAGCGAGCCGUCCGGCGGCGUGGCCGAGAUUCACGGCGAGAGCGUGACGUUCCGGGCGGCACCCGAGUUUGUCGACGCGGAUUCGGAGGCGAACAUUAACAAUUUCUGGAAUCUGGGCUAUGCCUAG
Sporothrix schenckii 1099-18 is the source of this 858-nucleotide messenger RNA. RefSeq names its product short chain dehydrogenase/reductase. Gene Ontology annotation, molecular function: oxidoreductase activity, acting on the CH-OH group of donors, NAD or NADP as acceptor. Lineage: Eukaryota; Fungi; Ascomycota; Sordariomycetes; Ophiostomatales; Ophiostomataceae. The record is from RefSeq and is a predicted model, not a curated record. Bases 1 to 858 code for a protein of 285 amino acids. The transcript has 2 exons. Gene Ontology annotation, cellular component: cytoplasm.